AUGGAGCGGGCUUAUUUGCUAGUCAUAGUAGUUCUUCUAGGUACUGAAACGAUACAUUCCUCCUAUCGUUGGUUGCUGUACGAACUAAAAAGUGAACUUAAUUUGGAAUAUGUUGUGUUACUGGGAAAGAGCGAACCAUUUUUGCAGGAGCUUCUUUGGCAGCUGCCAGUUCCCAUAAUAAAAAUGGAUAAAGAACCGGAAACUAAAUCAUCCCUCGGAAUACACCAUUCCCACAAGUUUCUUACCAUUGCUUUUUUGGAAGAAACUGUGGACGAGUGCCUGCACCUCCUUUAUUCAACUUUGAAAAUGCUAAACACUCAACCUGUGCUUUUGGUUGUAAAAUACUCGAAUAUUCGAAUUUAUUCAAUUCUGGAGUGGUGCUGGCAGCAUAAACUACUAAAUGUCUUAGUUAUUGAUCCGGACUUUCAGGACUCUAUGAUUGUCUACGGGUAUACACCCUUUCCGAUAUUUCAAUUUAUUGAGCGGCGCCUGCAAAACAAUACCAUUAUUUUCGAACAACGUCUUUGGAAUCUCAAUGGAUAUAAGUUGCCAGUUGUUGUGGGUGGAUCUUCGCCCAGGUUGAUUGUUUAUCGUGGAAUGAAUGGAGAGUUGAUAUAUUCGGGAAUGGUUGGUAACCUAAUGAAAUGCUUUGAGCAGCGAUUUAAUUGCAAGCUAGUCCAACCAUAUCCCUUCGACGAGUCAGCUAUUCCACCUGCCCAAGAACUUCUAGGAUUCGUGCGAAAUGGGAGCGCACAGUUCGCGUUGGCAGCGAUAUAUCCAAAGUUUCCGUAUAAUGGCUAUAGUUAUCCCAUUGAACUGAUGAGUUGGUGCUUGAUGAUGCCAGUGCCGGCAGAAGUACCUCACAGUCACCUGUACACAAUGGUCUUUCAUCCCUCUGCUUUUUGGCUGAUUAUUGGUGGUUUAAUACUAAUCUCAUUGACUUUAUCACUUGCGCUGCGACUUCACGGAUAUCGGGUUAAUGUCAGUGAAUUUUUCCUGCACACUAGUUGCUUCAGAGGGAUACUCUCUCAGCCGUUUUACGAGGUCCUUAGGGCACCAACUUUGGUCAGAGGUAUCUACCUACUUAUUUGCAUACUUGGCAUCCUGAUCACCGCCUGGUACAACUCGUACUUCUCUACCUUUGUCACCAGUCCACCACUACUCCCUCCAUUUACAAGUUACGAGAGCAUAAAAAACUCCCACGUGAAGGUUGUAGUUUGGACACCAGAGUACCAGGUGCUCAUCCGAAUGGCCGAGAGCUUGGAAAAGUACUCGGCGAUCUUUCAAUUCCAAGAAAGUUACAAGGAGUUCCUGCUGCUACGCGACUCUUUUGACACACGUUACGGAUAUAUGAUGCCGCUGGAGAAGUGGUCUUUGGUCAAGGAACAACAGAAGGUAUUUAGUUCACCAUUGUUCACCCUGCGAGAGGACUUGUGCUUCUACCACACAGUUCCCAUUGUGUUUCCCAUAGCGGAAAAUUCGGUAUUCCGGGAGCCAUUGCAGCAGUUGAUUCUGGAUGUCACGGCCACGGGUCUUCUGGAUCGUUGGCACGACAUGGCCUUCACGGACAUGAUUAAGGCCGGCCAGUUAAGCCUGGUGGAUCGCGGAAAGCCCAAGGAGUUUCGAGCUAUGAAGCUACAGGACUUGGACCAGAUUUUGAUAGCUGGUGGAUUGCUACUGGGCCUGGCCACUAUAGUAUUUGUGUUAGAAGUGGUUUGGUUUUGGCGCAAGAAAAUCUCAAGCUCUGUACUAUCACGUUUUAAUGUUAGAGCCUAA
This is a messenger RNA of Drosophila bipectinata, 1776 nucleotides long. It is a transcript of the gene Ir94d, whose product is annotated as Ionotropic receptor 94d. Lineage: Eukaryota; Metazoa; Arthropoda; Insecta; Diptera; Drosophilidae. The record is from RefSeq and is a predicted model, not a curated record.